CUCACGCUAAUUGACGCUAUGACGUUAUCAAUAUUUGCGUUGGUAACUCUCUAACAUACAGUUACGGUUGAUAUGCAGUCAAGGCUACAUCAGUCUGUUUAAAUCAGUGUCACUUGCUACUCGAAACAAGCAAGAUGAGCAUCAUACUGAUAUCUCUGAUUCUCGGAGCGCUUGUAGCUCUGUAUUUCUACCUGACGCAAAAUUUCAAAUAUUGGCAGAAACGUGGAAUUCCGUGCCCGAAUGGAGCCUGGCCAGUGGUCGGUCAUAUGCUGCCGGUAGUCUGCAUGAGAACGACAGCCUCCGAGCAUAUUGCCAAAAUUUACAAAGACUAUAAAAACCAGAGUUUAGUUGGAUUCUACAAUUUUUCGUCACCGUCGUUGAUAGUCAUCGAACCAGAAUUAGUGAAAACGGUGCUGCAGACGAACUUUGCGAGUUUUAACAAAAAUUCCUUUCAGGCCGAUCCGGAUUUGGAUCCUCUCGUGGCGCACAAUCCCUUUUCUUUAACCGGUGAUAAAUGGCUAGCCGCCAGGAAACGUUUGACUUACGCGUUCUCCAGUAUGCGAUUGAAAAUCCUACUGGAGAACGUUAAACCGGUGUGUGUGUUGUUCGAAAAUUAUCUGGACAGCAAAAUAAGCAAAACUGGAAAGGUGGAGCUGGAGCUCAAGGAUCUGUUUUCAAGAUUCACCGCGCAAGUGGUGGCUAACGCUGGUUUCGGCGUGGACGGAUAUUGCUUUGACGAUGAGAAAGAGAACGUGUCUUUUCGAAAAAUCGGCGCUGCUAUUCUAGAGCCAAAUCUACGAACUAAAAUCGUGUUUACCAUAAUAUUUGUCGCCCCAGUGUUAAAAAAAUUAUUAAAAUUAAGAUUUAUACCGAAGCACAUCGAUCACUUCUUUCGCACUUUGGUCGCGGAACUUAUAGAGCAAAGAAGAACGGACAAGAUACCCAGAAAUGAUUUUCUUCACUUGAUGGUUGAAUUGGAAAAGCUAGAAGGUGAUAAAUUUGACUUAGAGAUAAUAGCGUCUCAUGCGUUGUCGUUUGUCGUGGAUGGCUAUGAGACUUCCAGUACAGUUAUGAGUUUUGUCGUCUAUCAAUUAGCUACUCACUCAGAAGUACAGGAGAAAUUACGCGAAGAGAUUGUAUCGGUGCUCAACAAGUACAAUGAUGAAAUCACAUACGAAGGCUUGAAGGAAAUGACUUACAUGGAUCAGAUUCUUAGUGAGACGCAGAGACUUACACCCGCGGCGGGAUUCCUGACGAAGAUUUGCACGGAGGAGUUCGAGCUAAAAGGAUCCGACGGACUCGUGUGUCGCGUGCAGCCCGGAACUCAAGUUCAGAUUUGCUUAGAUGGUUUGCAUAAUGAUCCUCAAUAUUGGAGUAAUCCCGAGAUAUUCGAUCCCGAGAGAUUCACACCGGAAAAUAAACAGAGCAUUAACAGAUUCGCCUUUCUUCCUUUUGGCGAGGGUCCACGUAUCUGUCCGGGAAUGAGGAUGGCUGUGUUGCAAAUAAAAGCGGGUCUGGCUGCAUUCUUGAGAAAAUACAGCUUGGAGCUUUCGCCUAAGACAAAAGUUCCCUUGGAAAUGAUCCCCGGUAGUAUUUUACCAUCCCCAAUAGGUGGUUUAUGGGCCACCAUUAGAAAACUUUGAUCGCAAAUAUCUUUAUCUGUUAAAAAUCGGAUUUGAAUUUUUUUUUAAUGUCAAAAUGUAAAAUUUGUAAGAACUUUUUAUGUAGAAUAAAAAGUAAUUUAGUAUUUUGCUUGACCUUCGUAGCAUCCUGAAAAGCAAACUCAUGCGUAAAUUAUAGUAUAAAAUAUAUAGGUACAACGUGUGCGUUUAAAAAACAGAAAGAUGAAAUAAAUAUGAAAUCUGCUAACUCUUUCGAAUAACUUUUUUCGCUUAUUAUGUGCAUUUAUUUUAUAUUUAUCAUUUCAAUCACGUAAAUUGUUUUGUAUAUCGAUAUAAAUCUUUUUUUGCAUUUAAUCACUUAUUACAUGUAGUAAUCAAUUUUUUAUGUCCUCAUAAAAACACACAACUUUAUCGUUUGUAUCUAAAUAUAAAUGUAGUAGCACAUUAUCGAGUGGAUGAUAAACGCUUCUUGUAAUAUCCUGAUAAACAAACUCAUGCGUAAAUUGUAGUAUAAGAUAUGUACGUGUGUGUUUAAGAGACAGAAAAAUAAAAUAAUAUAAAAUAUA
Molecule: messenger RNA, 2188 nt
Organism: Linepithema humile (Argentine ant)
Lineage: Eukaryota; Metazoa; Arthropoda; Insecta; Hymenoptera; Formicidae
Product: cytochrome P450 6a2-like
Molecular function (GO): heme binding; oxidoreductase activity, acting on paired donors, with incorporation or reduction of molecular oxygen; iron ion binding
Source: RefSeq, a predicted model, not a curated record